AUGGAUCCCAUUCAACCCUUUCCAACCGUUCCGGUGGCCACGCAAUGGGAGCGGGUGCAAGCGCUCAAGGAGUUGGACAAGCCGGCAUUCAAAGCCAAGAAGAUGGCGGAGUACCCAACCAUUGAGGCGGACGCUGACCUCAUGAACCUCUCUACUGGCGAUUCCGACGAUGAGGGCGAGAAGAAGAACCAGACAGCCAAGAAGAUGGCGGAGUAUCCGACCAUUGAGGCGGACGCUGACCUCAUGCUGCUGUCUACCGGUGACUCGGAUGAUGAAGGGGAGAAGAAGAACCAGACAGCGCUCAAGGAGUUGGACAAGCCAGCGUUCAAAGCCAAGAAGAUGGCGGAGUAUCCGACCAUUGAGGCGGACGCUGACCUCAUGCUGCUGUCUACGGGUGAUUCUGAUGAUGAGGGCGAUAAGAAGAACACGACAGGUAAGGGCCAACCAAUGGAGUUGGACAAGCCGGCGUUCAAAGCCAAGAAGAUGGCGGAGUACCCAACCAUUGAGGCGGACCCUGACUUGCUGUCCCUGUCUACUGGUGAUUCGGAUGAUGAGGGCGGCAAGAGCAACAAGCAAGACCCGUGGAGCCAGCUCGUCCCCCAUUCACGACCCAGGGGGAGAAGAGGGGUGGGGGAGUUCGGGGGGAGGGGGAGAGGGGGAGGAGAGAUAGGCGGGAGGGGUAGAGGGGAUGGUUGGGGGAAUAGAGGAGGUGCAGGAGGGGAAAGAGGGGAAGAGAAGAGAGAGGAGGAUAGUGCUAUUCCUAUGUCCCGAUCUCUAUCUGGUUCUCGUUCCGAGGAGGAGGAGAGGGGGAGAGGAGGGUGGGGGCAUGGGGAAAGGGGAGGGUGGAAGGGGACUGAGAGGGAAGGGGACGGGGGAAGGUCGGACAAAGAAGGGGGAUGGAGGGGGAGGGGGAGGGGAAGGUUUGGGGAAGGGAGGGGGGAACGGGGACGUGGGAAGUGGGAGGAGGAGGAGAGGAGGGGGGGAAGGAGGGAGGAGACAGGAGGGUGGGGACGAGAGGAGGACAGGGAGGGAGAUAAGGAAGGGAGAGGCGGAAGGGGUUGGGAAAGAGAGAAAGAAGAGGGGAGCAGAGGUUGGGGGCGAGAUAGGGAGCGAGGUGAGAGGAGGGAGGGAAGGGAAAGAGACGGAUGGGGGAGAGAUGAGAGGGAGAGAGAGGGCAGGAGUGAGGGCAGGAGCGGCGAUAGGGGGUGGAGAAGGGAUGGAAGUGGAGGGAGCAGGGAGCGAGGGGAGGAGAGAGAUAGCCGGAGGGAGGAGAGGGACGGCUGGAAGGGAGAGGCUGGGAUGAGCAGUGGUAACCAGCAGGAGUCCAGCCUCCCCAACUGGCAGCAAAACCCCCAGCAGCAGGGGCUUCAGCAGCAGGGGCUUCAGCAGCAAAACUUCCAGCAGCUGCCGCAGCAGCAGCAGCUUGAGGUGCAGCAGCAGCAGCAGCAGCAGCAGGCAGAGUUGGAAUCCGCCUGGCGCGCAGAGCUCUCUCGCCUCGAGCAGCAGCAGCUGUGGCACUACCGCGACCCCCAGGGCGACCUGCAGGGGCCCUUCUCCCUCGCGCGCCUCAGAGGCUGGCUGCCCCUCAACGUGUUUCCCCCUGAUCUGCGUGUAUGGCGCGUGGGAGAGGGGCCGGAGAGCGGAGUGCUGCUGUCGGAGGUGGCAGAGGGGAAGGUGGACCCGUUUGGGAGGGAGAAGCAGCAGUUCUGGGCGGCUGCUGCUUCUGGUGCUGCUGCUGUUGGUGGUCCUGGCGAUCCGUAUGGUGGCAUGGGGCAGCAAGGCACACCCGUUGGCCCUGGGGUUACUGCUGCUGGUGGGGCAGCAGGGGCGGCAGGAAUGGGGGGUGCAGGAGGUGAGGGGUCAGAGUGGCAAACCAGGGGAGGUGGUGGCAGUGGUUGGGGGGGAGGGUGGAGUGAGGGAAACAGGCAGGGCUGGCAAGGAGGAGAGCAGGGUGCUUCUGGGGCAGGUGGUUUUGGAGCGGGUGCUUCUGGGGUAAACACCCCUGGAGUAGGUGGUACUGGGGUGGGUGGUACUGGGAUGGGUGGUAGUGGUACUGGAGGAUGGGGGGGAGAGAGUGAGGAUGGAGGGUGGCUAAGUCGAGGGGGUGGGGAGGGAUGGGGUAGAGGGAAUGAGGAUGGGGGUUGGCAGAGUAGGGGCGGAGGGGAGGGAGGGGGGAGAGGGAGUGAUGGCGGGGGGUGGCAGAGUAGGGGCGGAGGAGAGGGACGGGGGAGGAGUGACGAUGGGGGUUGGCAAAGCCGAGGGGGAGGGGAGGGACGGGGGAGAGGGAGUGAGGAUGGAUGGAGGGAUGGUGGUGGGAGGAGGGAGAUUUCGGGGAGAGGGAGGGGAAGAUUUUUCGGGGGGACAACGCUCGUGGCGGUCGUCGCGGCCCUUUCCCUCCCCCCGGUCCCGUUUUCUUCCCCCCUGUCGCCUUUCCUGCCCGCGCCUGCUUCUGCAGUGCGGGGAGGUGGUGGGUGGGGGGGAGGUGGCAGGGGAGUGGAGCCCGCGCCCUGCCCAUGCCUCUGCCAGCACCAGCGCCUGUGGGGGGUAGGGUGUUGGAGGUGGCGGACAGUGGAGGGUGAGGGGGUGGCAGGAGGGGUUCUGCAGCGGGCUCGCCGCGUGGCUCCCCCCACCUCCUCUCCUCAUCCCUCUCUCACCACCCCCCCCCCUUUGUAA
Molecule: messenger RNA, 2673 nt
Organism: Closterium sp. Naga37s-1
Lineage: Eukaryota; Viridiplantae; Streptophyta; Zygnematophyceae; Desmidiales; Closteriaceae
Source: the annotation of a GenBank genome assembly